This is a messenger RNA of Phasianus colchicus (ring-necked pheasant), 1388 nucleotides long. The record is from RefSeq and is a predicted model, not a curated record. NCBI's taxonomy places the organism in Eukaryota, Metazoa, Chordata, Aves, Galliformes, Phasianidae.
ACUAGAUUUUUGCUUAUAUUUAAUUGGAAGUUACAUGAAAAAUGCCGAUCAGAGAGUUCAAAAUAAUCAUAUCCUUCCUCUGAUUUUGUCAGGCCUAUGUCUUUGACUCAAAGCCAGUAUUAAUGUUGAUUGUGCUAUUUGCAAGGAUGAUGAAAACAAAGAACAGAUAUAUUUUAAAAUAUGCUAUUCAAAUGGCAUGGUCACAUCUACUAAAAUAGAUUUAUAGGACAAGAAGUGCAGUUGCUGUCUGCUAAUGUCAUUUAUCAGUCUGUUUUCUGCAGUUUUAACCACCUGGGGAAUGGUUCAUGAACAGCACAGGUUUUGCUGGCUGUGAAUUAUUGAGGACAUAGAAAGCGAGUGGGAGUUAGCAGAGUCCACCUCUUCCAUAUGUCUGCACGUGUGGUUUAACUCAUUGUCAACUCCUAUACCAAGUCUUGUAAAAGAAAAGGUUUUUGCAUGAGCAUAACAUUGAGUAGUGGUAGAGAGUGUACUGGUCUGCCUUAUGGCACAAAGAUCUAUAUUGCAGCAGUAUAUCCGCAACAGCAGGAUACUUGAUACUGAAGCUUUGAGGCUUUUUAAAUUGUUACACAGAACUCGACAAGAAGUUUUUAAGAAUGAUACAAGAGCCCUUGAAGCUGCAAGACAAAAGAUAAAUGAAGAAUUCAAAAAUAACCAAAAUGAAACAUCUGAAAAGAAGAUAAAUGAGCUGCUGAAAAUAGCUUCAGAUGUUGAAGUGAUUCUCAGAACUUCUGUUAUUCAGGCAGUUCACACAGAAUCCAACAAAAUAUUGCUCUUACCCAGGAAGGAUCUGCUACAAGACAAUAUUCCUUACUUUGAUAAACCAACAAAAAAGCAUGAAUCCUGAGAAGAGUGUGCCCUUCUUCACAGUAGUAAAACCUGGUAAUGAGAACUCUGAAAAACAGUAGUGUGUAUCUAUCUUAAUUGUUUUCCAAAUUUUAAUUUAAUGCCAAGAAAAUGUGGACUGAAACCAGUUUUGUUUGUUAUGAUAUCACCAUGGACUUCUUUUGAGGAAGAUGGUACUAUUUCCACAGAAACUUGAGAGACACGAUUUCCUUGAAAAAGAAAGUGUAUAAAUAUAUGUACUGCUGAACUUCAGAGAGGAGUAUCAGAUAUAGAUUGUUUCCUAGCAGUCUAGAAUUUUGACAAACUAAAUGCAAGUGAAUUGUAGCUCUUAAUCUUGAUAACAUUACAUUAUAUACUGCUUUGAAAUAACUGAAAACCAUGUUGUAAAACUUACCAUUAAAUUUAUGCUUCACAUCAGAAAGCUUGAAUUCUUAAGUUAUUAACUCUACACUAAAAUACUGUAGUGUUUGAGAAAGUUCUUAAGACUUGUCUGAAUAAAUUAUUCAGGUAUUACAGAAAGGCAA